This is a messenger RNA of Sarcophilus harrisii (Tasmanian devil), 1608 nucleotides long. It is a transcript of the gene HIGD1A, whose product is annotated as HIG1 hypoxia inducible domain family member 1A. Bases 343 to 624 code for a protein of 93 amino acids. The record is from RefSeq and is a predicted model, not a curated record. Gene Ontology annotation, biological process: negative regulation of apoptotic process; mitochondrial respirasome assembly. Gene Ontology annotation, cellular component: mitochondrion. The transcript is spliced from 4 exons. NCBI's taxonomy places the organism in Eukaryota, Metazoa, Chordata, Mammalia, Dasyuromorphia, Dasyuridae.
ACUCUGAGGCCCGGACGAGCGGGGACUGUGGGCAUCUCUCCCGAGUCCCAGCCGCGUCCCGCCCGAGAGGCUUUUGGCCCCCAGGCUCCACGCCUCCCUCUGAGCCCCGGGCGUGUGCGUGAGCGCUGGGGACACGGAGUUCACAUACGGCAGCCGAGAACAGGGCGUGGGACGAGUGACGCAGCUGGGGCAGCGCGAGGCAGCCCAGGUGACCUUGAAUGGUCGGCCUUUCCCUUAAAAGUACCCCGUUUCCGGGUCCGGCCCGAGAAGCCAGAGAGGAUCAAUCGGCUCGUGACGGGAGCUCAGUUCGGACAUUCCAGGAAGGUACUUCAACCAGCUACAAUGUCAACAGACAGUGAUAUUACUCUCUCCACUUAUGAUGAGACAUCUGGAUCAAAACUUGCCCGAAAAGCUAAAGAGGCACCAUUUGUCCCAAUUGGAAUGGCAGGCUUUGCAGCUAUUGUUGCAUAUGGAUUAUACAAACUGAAACACAGAGGGAAUACUAAAAUGUCUGUCCACCUUAUUCAUAUGCGUGUGGGAGCUCAGGGCUUUGUAGUAGGAGCAAUGACUAUUGGUAUGCUGUACUCCAUGUAUCGGGAAUAUUGGGCAAAACCCAAACCUUAGGAGGAAAGAUGCUGUCUUCAUGUUAAUAUUUUAUAGAGCUAGAAUACCUCACAUUGAGGUCUUUUGUUUAUGCUUAAAAAUAAAUGAUCUGGGGGUAUAUGGUUCUAAAAAGCAGCACAUCAGACACAAUCAUGAUAUUUUGAAGAUUUUUUUUCAUGAAAGCUUUAGUUUCCCAGGUGAUUCAAAGUAUACUGAUUAGGAUCCAAGAGUUAAUUAGAGGAGCUGAGUUAGUACAAAAGUAAAUGGUUAUUGAAGCUUACUUGGGUGAUAAAUUAUAUUCAUAUUUCUCAAAUCUUGAAAAAUUAAUGAUGAAAAAAUUAAAGGCCCAAGAUUUAAACAGCUCCUAUUGUUUUAAGAUGGGAAGCUGCUUUAACACAAUUCAUUUAUUUCCUCCUUAUUUUGUAGAAUAGUAGAAACUUCAGUGUCUGGGGCUGCCUGGCUUUGACUAGAGCCAAAAGAAUAUCUGUAAGAAAAAAACCAUUAAACAGAAUAUUGAAACAAAGAGUUUUCUUCCUUACCUACACCAUAGAUAACUUGUUUGUAUUUAAGAUUAACCAGGCUACUUGACAUAGUAUUUAUUAUAACAUUAGUAAAAGAUGAAAAUAACAUGGUAUGACAUCUUAUAUUUCUGCUGCUACAGUAUUGAAUUUUUUUUUAAAUGUCAUCUGUUUUAUAUGUAUUUGAAGUGCUUGUUUAGCAGUAAAGAUAGAUAACUUUUAAAAUGUGUGCAAUAUUGUUUUUUAUCUAAAAGUCAUGUCCAAGUGAAAAAUAAUACUUUAAGAAUUGGUUUAUCAUAUAAUGAGCACACUAAUGUGAACAUUCUCCUUACAUAAAUGUUGACAUUUAAAUAAUGCUUUGUUAUACUUGUGGAAUUCUGAUGUUUAAGAUGAAUUUUCAUCCCAUGCUAAUAACAUGGUAUAGAUAUCAUUUAAAAAAAAAAAAAAAAACCACAUCACGUAUCUUGUACUUUAUUUCAGAUUGACA